Ipomoea nil (Japanese morning glory) is the source of this 2196-nucleotide messenger RNA. RefSeq names its product vacuolar amino acid transporter 1-like. Lineage: Eukaryota; Viridiplantae; Streptophyta; Magnoliopsida; Solanales; Convolvulaceae. Gene Ontology annotation, cellular component: plasma membrane. The transcript is spliced from 13 exons. The coding region runs from base 307 to 1977 and encodes 556 amino acids. The record is from RefSeq and is a predicted model, not a curated record.
GUCUCCGUCAACCUUAAAUCUUCAACCUUCAACCUUCAACCUUCUGCUUCAUAAGCUCAGGCUGCUGUAUAAAUAGCCGUAAAAGCAUUGCUUCCACUCAUUACAUAAACAAUCAUCGUUGCAUCAUAUUGCUACUACAAUCUCUUCUCUUUCUGUGCGCAAAGCUCACAGAUUCUUGAGGUUUCCAACGUCAGAGUUUAAGAAAGAGGUUUCUGGGAGCUUUUAAAGCAGCGGGUAGGAAGAAAGAACAGAGCUUUAACGUUCUUUCCUCUAAUUCUCCAUUAAAAAAUUUUGAGGCUUUCAAGGAUGAAGAAUUCAGUGUCUGACCACAGUUUCUACAUAGAUAGUGAGGAAGAGGAAGAGAAUCAGGAGAAAUGUGAAAAUGGAGAUGGGAAUGAAUCUGAUGAUAAUUAUUCAAAUUACUCCAAUGAUAAUGAGAAUGAGACUGAGAAUGAACGCCAGCACAGCAAGCCCAAUUCCUUCAACAAUGCUUGGCCUCAAAGUUAUAGGCAAUCUAUGGAUCUUUACAGCAGCAUACCAUCUCCAAGUCUUAACUUUUUGGGGACGCCAAUUAAAAGUAUAAGCAGCUCGUUUCUUUCGUCAUCACUUACAAGGAGACACACACCCGAGGUGUUGCCUUCAGUUCAUAAACCGCUUUUGGCAUCAAAAGAACCGGAGCAGAAAAGGCGUAGUUCAAAUGCUUUGUUGCCCCCGCUCCCAUCCAAGUCAUCUUUCAUAAGGAAGGGAACCCCUGAUAGGAAACUCUCUGCAGUUGCACAUGAAGUUCCCAUUUCAAACCAAAGCUCGUUCGGACAAGCAGUGCUAAAUGGAAUGAAUGUUUUAUGUGGAGUAGGUAUCCUAACCACUCCUUAUGCUGUGAGAGAAAGUGGGUGGAUUGGGCUUUCGAUAUUGUUUCUCUUUGCUGUACUUUCUUACUAUACUGGGAUUCUUCUUCGCAAAUGCUUAGACAGCCAACCGGGGCUCGAGACUUAUCCUGAUAUUGGGCACGCUGCCUUUGGUCCAACUGGCCGAGUUGUUCUUUCUAUUAUUUUGUAUGCAGAGUUAUAUGCAUGUUGUGUUGAAUAUAUAAUAUUGGAAGCUGAUAACUUAUCGUCUUUAUUUCCAAAUGCACAUUUAAGUUUGGGAGGAAUACGUUUAGAUGCACACCAUCUUUUCGCACUGAUGACCACCGUUGCAGUUCUUCCUACCAUGUUUCUCCGGAACCUCAGCCUUCUCAGUUAUAUCUCAGCUGGAGGAGUGAUUGCUUCGGUCUUGGUUGUUUCGUGCUUGUAUUGGGUUGGCUUGGUCGAUGGUGUUAGCCUUCAAGGCAAACAAACGGCGUUGAAUCUCUCCACUCUCCCGGUUGCCAUCGGUCUCUAUGGUUAUUGUUACCAAGGGCACGCUGUGUUCCCCAACAUCUAUACUUCGAUGGAGAAACGUAGCCAAUUCCCUGCUGUCCUCGUAACCUGCUUUGUCAUAGUUACUUUGAUGUACAUUGCGACGGCUGUUCUUGGAUAUAUGAUGUUUGGAGAUUUAGCAGAAUCACAGUUCACGCUAAACAUGCCCACCGAACUCGUUGCCUCCAAAAUAGCUGUUUGGACCACGGUCGUUAAUCCAUUCACAAAGUAUGCAUUAACCAUGUUGCCAGUGGCAAUGAGUAUUGAGGAAUUCAUACCAUCAGAUCAAGUCAAGUCCUAUAUGUACUCAAUGCUCAUCAGAACGGCGUUGGUGAUCUCUACCUUGAUCAUCGGUCUAUUGAUCCCGUUUUUCGGUCUUGUUAUGUCACUCAUUGGAUCUUUACUUACAAUGCUAGUUACAUUGAUACUUCCUUGUGCUUGUUAUAUGAGCAUAGUGAGGGGAAAAAUAAGCUAUACUCAGGCAUCAGCUUGUGUAGUUAUAAUUGGAGUAGGUGUUGUAUCUGCAGUUAUUGGAACCUAUUCUGCCAUUUCUGGAAUUGUUGAAAGUUUGAGCAGUUGAGAUGAUGACAGAGUUGAAAUAAUGUAUACUACAUAGUUUUUCUGUCAUCCCCCAAAAGGGGUUUUUUUUUCUUUUUUCUUUUUUGGGUUUACAAUUUAGUCCCAAAUCUUUUUUGUUGUUGGCUUUAAUUUGACCAUGCAGAAGUGUUGCAAUGUUCUUUUUCUUCUUCCCCUUUCAAUAUAUUGUACUAUUUUGUGGGAAAAUAUUAGAGUUAUGAUA